UAAUUUUAUGAAAUAUAGUUAAUACAUUAGGGGAUGUAAGGUUUACUACAGACUUUCAUAUUAUAAUUUUGUCGACUUAAUUAUAAACAUUUUUUGUACUACAUUACAUAGUUUCUGAUUCUCUGCGUUAAUUUGAUGGCCGGUACUGUAUAUAAACAAAACCUUUAUUUGUGUUUGUGAGAGCAUUCAGUUCAAUGGCGGGUUCCGCAAUUGCUUUGUUGCCGCUUCUUUGUUUGGUACUGACCUUAGAAAACUCACUGAUAGCCGCCCAAAUGAUGUCCUCGCUAGUGAAGCCAGGUGUAUUCCGUCACCUGAUGUGCCGUAAUAACAUGUAUCCACGAAGCUCUGUCCUCCGGUUCCCGGUGUCGGAUGAGCAGGUUUUCUGGACAGAGCCGUAUGCAGAUUACUGUCCGCCAGUUUAUACAGCGCCACACAUUGGUGGCCAGGUAUGGGCCGAUCCCCCCCUACCCAGCGAUUCGUUUCGGCCACAAUGGAACCAGCUCGAUGGCCAAGUAAACCGCAAGUCCUUCCAUGGCGCGUAUAAUGUGCAGGACGGUCUGCCCCUAAAUCCGAUCGGCCGCACUGGACUUAGUGGACGUGGUUCACUUGGCAGAUGGGGUCCAAAUCAUGCCGCUGACCCUAUAGUAACACGAUGGAAAAGGAACGACCAGGGAGUCAUUGUGGCCAACCCAACAACUGGCAAGAAUAUUUUACAAAUGGUAGCCAUUCAGCGUUCAGACAACAAACUUUGGGCCAUUCCCGGAGGCAUGGUUGAUCCCGGUGAGAAUGUCAGCGUGACUCUCAAGCGGGAGUUCACCGAAGAGGCGCUUAACUUCACUGACAAGGCCAACAUGGUGGAACAGUUUUUCCAUGAGGGAGGCGUCCAAGUGUACCAAGGUUAUGUUGACGAUUUCCGCAACACGGACAACGCUUGGCUGGAAACCACUGCCCUUAAUUUUCACGAUGAGGACGGAAGUCAAGUUGGCCAAUUGGAACUAAUGGCCGGUGACGAUGCCACCAAUGUACGUUGGACCGAGGUCGACUCAGGUCUGAAGCUGCACGCGAAUCAUGCAGAUAUUGUCCGAGAAGUGGUUAUCCGUCGAAAUGCGCACUGGUAGAAUCCAGAACCAGCCAUAAAAAACUUACUUUUAACCUAAAAUGCCACAUAAAGACGGCGGUAUCAGAAGAGAGUUCUCAACUCACAUCCUGACUACUCCAAAAAGUUAUAAUAUAGCAUAUGCAAAUUCACGACAACAUUGUAUUCCUGUAAAGAAACAACGAAACAGCGAUUCAGAUAGAACCGUGAAAUACAUUUUUUGCGAUGUCUAA
Molecule: messenger RNA, 1329 nt
Organism: Drosophila eugracilis
Lineage: Eukaryota; Metazoa; Arthropoda; Insecta; Diptera; Drosophilidae
Product: ADP-ribose pyrophosphatase, mitochondrial
Exons: 2
Coding region: 195-1118 (307 amino acids)
Molecular function (GO): ADP-ribose diphosphatase activity
Source: RefSeq, a predicted model, not a curated record